Messenger RNA from Cinclus cinclus, 2328 nucleotides. It is a transcript of the gene UBAP1L, whose product is annotated as ubiquitin associated protein 1 like. Gene Ontology annotation, cellular component: ESCRT I complex. Lineage: Eukaryota; Metazoa; Chordata; Aves; Passeriformes; Cinclidae. Gene Ontology annotation, biological process: ubiquitin-dependent protein catabolic process via the multivesicular body sorting pathway. The transcript is spliced from 6 exons. Gene Ontology annotation, molecular function: ubiquitin binding. The coding region runs from base 54 to 1385 and encodes 443 amino acids. The record is from RefSeq and is a predicted model, not a curated record.
GGAAGUCUCGUCCUCUCUUUUGACAGCCAGCAGCAAGAAAUCAGGCAGCAUCAAUGAACUACCUGGAUGAAGUUCCCUUCCGGAUGGCCAUGAGCCUCAGUGGGGACUCAGAGGGAGAAAUAACUUUAGUCACUGCCCUGGACAUUGAGCUCCCUGACUGCACCGACAUCCUCAUGAGCACCAUGCACGACUUCUCGCUGGAAAGGAAAGUGCUGUACUGGGUGGAGGUGGCCUCUCAGCAGCAAACUUCCCGCCAUCGAGUCACCUCCGAAGUCGUCCCCACGGCUCCCCCGUGCUGGCUGCUGCUGGUGGAUCCCGCCGACAGCUACGGCGGGCGGGGGCGGGACGGGGCGGUGCGGCGCUCCAUCAGCCUGAGCGCUGCCGACAGCUCCUACGGGCACGCCAAGGGCAGGGCGGUCCUGUCCGACACCGAGAGUGACACCUGGCACUCAGAUGAGGGCGAGUACUCAGAUGAUGAGUACUCCUCAACCUCUUGGGAAGAGAAUGACAAAGAUGAAACGCUCCUCUCCAGGAGGAGAAGCUCUGGGAGAAGUGUGUCUUCACGGCCCGGCUUUUACCAGAGCCGACCAAAGACAUCACCUUGCUUGCUGGAGCCCUCACCAGAGAACAGUGUCCACAGCCCAGCCAGCCCAGACCCCAGCAGGCAGAGAAGAUCCAUGGUGAUCUUUAACAACAUGAAGAAUGAGCUGGAAGCCGCCAGGAGGAAGCUGGCUGCUUUGGUGCAUCCAUUGAACAGAGCUGCCACAGGGAGCAGGGGGAUCCUGGUGCCACGGCUGCUCCCCCAGUGCCCCGGCUCCAACCGCAGCGUCAAGUACGGGCCAGAUCCAGACGUGUCCCAGCAGGGGACCGAUGUGCCGCCCCCUCCGGCCGCAGCCACGCCGAUCCCUCCUAUCAAGCAGCACAAGCCCACGGUACCGUCCCUCAGCCCCUAUACUUGCCUCCCCCCUGCCUCCACGCCCGGACGACCUCUCAGCUCCCACAGAUCCCAGCCGGAUUCCUCAGCUGACCUGCUCUCUGCGCUGAGCCAAGAGGAGCGAGACCUCAUCGAGCCUGUCAUAGCCCUGGGCUACCCCACCCAGAAAGCCAUCCUCACCCUCCAGAAGACUGGAAGGCAAAGCUUAAGUCAGUUCCUGAGCUACCUAGGUGCCUGUGAUCGGCUGCUGAAGCAGGGCUAUGAGGAAGGGCAGGUGGAAGAAGCCAUGGAAAUGUUCCAGUACUCAGAGAAAAAGGCAGCUGAAUUCUUGCAUCUGUUGGCUCAGUUUAAUGAUAUGGGCUUCCAGCAAAAUGAAAUCAAAGAAGUUCUUUUGCUUUGUGGGAAUCAGAGGGAGAGGGCGCUGGAAGAGCUCGUGAUGAAAACCCACUGAGCAGCAUCCUGGAGCAGUCAGCUUCCCUCUCCACUCCAGACAAGAAGGACUCAGGUGAUUCUGCUGCUCCAUCCCCACCCCUGGAAGCACCAGACACACAGCUUCACAGCUCUGCCUUGGUAUUUCAUUUUAUGGACAUCCUUCAUAAGAGGGUUUGUCAUUCAGGCACCGACUGCCUAGCAGGAAUGUUUAUCUCCUCACCCACACAUCCCCACCCUUGAUCAUCUCAUCUGUUCAGAUUAGAUGAAAGAAGAUCCAAACCGCCUUCGGCUUAGAUUUUUGCAAAACCCAAACCAAACCAGUAUUAUUCCUCCACCUGGGGUGAUGGAUGUCAUGUUUUCAGCUGCAAUCAAAUGGGAAUUCUUAAAAGAUUAUAUAAAUCAACAGAAGAAUUUGUUUUCCUAAAAUCUGAAGGUUCCUGCAGGAACAUGUGUUGGUCCUGGCUUGGGAAGAGUCUCAGCUGACUUAGUCAUGGUUGAAUAUCAUAAUUGAAACCCACUUUGAUCACAUUAGCUUCUCCUUUUAAACCAGAAAUGUGAGGAAAAUGCACAGUUCCGUGUGGGUAAAGAAAGAAAACAAGCUGCCCUUGCUCUGAAAUACAUAACGUUUAUCCAGUGCAAUGAAAAAUGGUGAAGGCAAAAGUUUGUCCUCAGGCAACUUCAUGAAAUCAGAGCAGAGAGAUGGGGAACUGCUCACUGCCCUCAUGCUCUGCCCAAAUCAGGAAAAUUCAGGGUAUGCUUCCCUAAACUGUGAAGACAGGGGCUCCAAAUGAAGUGAAGCAUGAAUGUCAGCAUCAGGAACAUCUGGAUGCCCAUGGGAAUUUCUGUAUGUAACUGAAGGACAGAGAAUGGGAGAUUCAUAUCACUGUACAGGAUGUGUGUCUUGGCUUGGCAGUGGAACAGUGGACAAUGUUUUCACAUAAAGUAUGUUAUUUUCCUGUGAA